ACAUGGUCGACGGUUCAGCUGCUGCGGGGUGGUAGUAUAAGUGGUGACCUCUCUCUCCUUCUCCUUCUCCUCUCGCGGCGACAGCGCCGAGACAAGGACCCGACGUGUAGCUAGUAGUGCACGGAGAAGAAGACAGUUCCCUAGCCUCAGCUGAGGACGGAUAUGAAGUUUCCCUGAAAAACCACGAGAGAGUAUCACCAACCGUCGUUCACCUUUUCGUGUCCUGUGUACGCCGUACGUUUCGUUCUUGGACGCUUUGUGUAACAGUAAUCCACUCUCGAAGUAGCAGUCACCUUAUUGACUCUGAUUGGCGUUGUUCGAAGUCGAUAAGAAAUCAACUGUCGGAGAACCUCAACGAUGAGUGAACGCAUCAACGUGGACUCACCACCUUUCUCCCGCGUGUUCGUGGUGUGCAGCAAGUCGCACCGUGAGGAGGACGUUAACGCUGCGUUCUCGCAGUACGGAGUGGUUGAAGAUGUGUGGAUGGUGAAGGACAGAAUGACGAAGGAGAACAAAGGCAUCUGCUAUAUCAAAUUCGAUAAGGCCUCUUCGGCCGCGCUGGCCAUUGAGAAUUUGGAUGGCAAAGUGAUAGGUGACGAGCCUAAGCCAAUAAAGGCAAUGAUAGCGUCCUCGAAAAGCUCCACGGUCAAGACAGACUACAAUGACGAGAGUGCCCGCACCAGGCUCUUCGUGGUAUGCCCCAGGGAGUUCUCUGAAGAAGACCUCAAACAAAAGUUUAACGAGUUUGGCGACUACGAGUACUGUAACAUCAUCCGGGACAAGCAGACAGGGGAGAGCAAAGGGUUCGGCUACGUCAAGUUCUCAAGGGCUUCGACAGCAGCGCUGGCUAUGGAAAACUGCGACAAAAGUCUCAAAGCGAUUCUGGCGGAGCCGAAAUCGGCCAAAUUUGCGCGAGAGGCGGCCCAAGCGGCGAUCACACGGGAACCACGGUACAGCCCGCGAGGAGACGGGCUGGGCCCUGGAAUGGGAGGAAUGGGAGGAAUGGGCUCCGUUAGUCCGACCCACAACCCGAUGGAUCUGUUCACCAGCCAGAGCUACAUGUUCCAGGGCUACGAGUCGGGCAUCGGGAACCGUCUGUUUGUACUCGUUAACCCGGCAGUCACCCAGGAGCAGCUAAUGAGGCUGUUUGACUUGAUUCCGGGGAUGGAGAUCUGCGAAAUAAAGAGAAAUCACAUAACAGGCGAGUCUCGAGGGUUUGCCUAUAUCACCUACAGUUCUAUCCAGGCCGCGGUCUACGCCAAAGAAAAAUUGAACGGUUUCGAGUACCCGAUUGGUCAAAAAAUGAUUGUGAAAUACGCGGACGAUCCCAUGCCCCAGCGGUACCCACCGAGCCCAACGGCAGAGCCAAUGUAUGCAUCCAGCUCCUAUCACUCCGCCCCGCUGUCUCCAAUUCACCGUUCACCCAUGCGCUCACCCGCCCGUUCAAUCUCACCCAUGCGCCCCAUGCCGAUCGGGAGGCAUCGUCGCCACUCCAUCACCGAAUUUGACGGUCGCGUUUUCUUCAUCUGCUCCCCGCAACCGCCCGCAGAGCACAUCCUGCGAGAUAUCUUUGGACGCUUUGGAAUACUCACAGACGUCUGGGUGGUGCGGGGGAAGAACUACGGAUAUGCAAAGUUCACGAAUCGAGGAUCGGCAGAAGCUGCUAUUACUGCACUACACGGGAUGGAGGUGUUUGGUGUCAAACUAAAGGUUAUGUUAGCCGAUCCACCGCCAGAUGACCCGUCCAGGAACAAACGGCCGAGAAUGUAGGGACGGUGAAGGAAAUGUACGAUCUGGCAAACCAGUGAGGCAACUGUAUGUAAACGUCAAUCAUUAUGUACACUUGUACAAUAGCCAUACAUUAAUCGAGACACACAAUCAUAAUUAUUCAUUCGCACUGAAUUAUUUGUUUUUAAGUGAAGUAAGGGCCAAAAUUUUCAACGUUAGAGCUAAAAUAAUAA
Geodia barretti is the source of this 1961-nucleotide messenger RNA. NCBI's taxonomy places the organism in Eukaryota, Metazoa, Porifera, Demospongiae, Tetractinellida, Geodiidae. The record is from the annotation of a GenBank genome assembly.